Messenger RNA from Ilyonectria robusta, 2871 nucleotides. RefSeq lists its product as uncharacterized. Bases 349 to 2703 code for a protein of 784 amino acids. Gene Ontology annotation, cellular component: nucleus; replication fork protection complex. Gene Ontology annotation, molecular function: single-stranded DNA binding; DNA replication origin binding. The record is from RefSeq and is a predicted model, not a curated record. Lineage: Eukaryota; Fungi; Ascomycota; Sordariomycetes; Hypocreales; Nectriaceae. Gene Ontology annotation, biological process: DNA replication; DNA replication initiation. The transcript has 2 exons.
GAACCCAACUCAAUGCAAGAGCCGGGUCCACGAUCCAGGCUUGAACGCCUCAAAACAUUUCUCCGCUUAAACACCAAUCAUCGCAUCUUGAACCAGCAUCGUUUCUCUUUACAUACCUCUCCCUUCUCUGCGUGGGCUCCACUCCAUACGCUCCUCGCUCCUCGCCUCGUUCCCAGCUCCCGCCUGGAUGGCUGUCGCUCUGUCUGGGCCAAACAUUCGCUGGACUUGGGCCUGACUUGAGCCUAUGCGAAUGCCACACCGAGAGUUACCCAACCCUUUCUGAGCUUUCUCUGUACCAUCUGGCUCCGGUUUUUCGCUCCCCGCCCGUUCAGACCCUCCCUCGGCCUGAUGGCUCCAGCUGCCCCAGCCACCGAGCCACAAUGGCCGCCUCGAUCUCCUCACGAAGCUCUGGUCAGCACCCCGGGCGGUCGCCAACGAUAUCGACAAAUGCUAGACCAGACACCGCCUUCUCCAUCGCCGUCGAGGAGGACCCGUACCCUGCCAGCAGUGAACCUGCUCGCCGAGAUGGACCAGGACGACGACGACGACGACGAAGAUGAAGAGACACUGCAGCUCAAAUUGCAGGAGAUCCAAGCUCGGUUGAAGUUGAAGAAGUUGCAAAGUGCUCGGUCAAAAAAGGCGGCCGAGGACGGAGUCGACAGAUUGGAUGCCACCACUUCAGAACUUGCCAUCACCAGCCAUGUUCGCAACCGUCCCGCUCGAGGCGUCACACCUGGGGAAAAUGAAGGCCAGAGGGCACCGCCGCAAAACCAAAUUCAAGUACCUGCGUCACCGGUCCGGAAACUCCAGGCUCCUCAAAUACAAACGUCACCGAGCAGGGUGCUACUGGGAAUCGACAAAGGCUUGAAGGCCAGAGAUAUAUCUUUGAAGCGAGCGCCGAGUUACAGGGAUUCUCAAGUCGCUGGCGACUCGCUACAAACGGGAGGGUACCUGAGAAGGUCGAGGACAUCGUCCAGCGUGACUACCUCCUCAGAGACAUCGCGCCCGAUGAGUUUUAAUGAGCGACUGGCGUCCGUGAGGACCGAGGAAGCUACUCGCGCGGAGAGGCAGAAAAAGAUCCAAGGACUGAGAUCUAAUGCGUUUGGAAUCGGCCAAGACGAGAUGGACAGGUACAAGAAGAAUGCCGUCGAUAUCCCAGAUGAGCCUCUUCGCGCCCCUGUCUUUUCUCGGGAAGAGGUCAUGUCACAAGCCAUACCAGCCAAGCUAACAUCGGGAGGCCUGAAACGAAGUAACACCGCACCAAGCAUCCGAACGAUCUCGGACGCGAACAGCUUCGCCUCAAGCUCAACUGCCAAAAACGACGAUACAGCCGAGACAGUGGUGCCGCAGGAUGUUUCCGAGCAAGAGGCCACUGCAUUUGAACCCUACUCAAGUUUUCAUUUAUCGAAACGUAUCCUGCCGCAUCGUGUCCUCGCCCGACAUGUAUCCGGCAAGAAGGCCUUUAACAUCAAGGACCUUCUAAAGGUUGUCAAGGGCCCAGACUUUGCCCUCCCGGACAUAGAGCAGGACAUUGUAAUUUUUGCAAUUCUUGCCAAGAAAUCAGAACCCCGCGCCCACAAGCCAACGGUAGGAAAGAAUGGAGGGAAGGAGGAGGACCGUGGAAAAUACAUGGUCAUGACUCUGGUUGAUCUGGAAUUUGAACUGGACCUGUUUUUGUUCAAUACAGGAUUUACGCGAUUUUGGAAGCUGACGGAGGGAACUGUGGUGGCGAUCCUCAACCCGAAUAUUAUGCCACCCCCGCCUGGUAGACAAGACACUGGACGAUUCAGUCUUGUCAUCAACUCGGAUGAGGAUACCAUCGUGGAGAUUGGCAAGGCUCGCGAUUUAGGGUUUUGCCAAUCCUUGAAGAAGGAUGGUGAGCUUUGCGGUUCCUGGGUCAACAAGAAAAGGACCCACCAUUGUGAAUUCCAUUCCAACGAGGCAGUCCGGAAACAACGAGGAGGACGAAUGGAGGUAAAUGGGGGUGGCUUUGGGUCAAAGCAACCCAAGAACCGGGAAGGGUCCAGCUGGAACAAAAAAUCACAAGAUUCCCAAGACGGCAAGGCAAAGAACUAUGACUGGGAGUCGAGGACGCAAUGGUUCGCCUCUCGCUCGAUGAGCGCGGCUGAUUUGAUCGACGGGAAGGACAGGACCGCCGCAGAUCGGAAAGACAGGGCCGAAUUCUUGAAAAGAGACCUGGAGGCUAAGGAGAGAGAGCGGGAGAUGAUGAAGAAACUGGGCCAGAUUGGCAACGCGGCCGGCAAGGAAUACAUGCGAUAUACUGGAUCACGGCCCGCGAACGGACAGAGCUCUGCCAUCUCAGCAUCCCAACUGGCAAGCUCCCAAGCUUCCCCGACCGAGAUACAAAAGCCAGACGCAAAGUCGCUCGGGCUGUUUACGAAAGGUUCCGAUAUCCACCUAAGUCCUGUCAAGCGCAAGCGCCCAGAGAGCUCACAAGCUGGGUCAUUAGCAAGUAGUGGGCGCUCAGCUCUCGGCUGGGGCAGCAGCCUGAAAAAUAAGUUGUCGAAAAUGAAAGAAGGCGAGAAACUGCGCAAGGAGGAGCUGCCGCCGUUACGGAAGAAGACUCGAUUUGUAACGGACAAGGGGAUCCGCGAGGCGGGGCGGGAGAGUCUGGGGACUGAUCUCAUGGAGCGGCAGGUCACGCUCGAAGAUGACGAUGACGAACUGGUCAUUCUAAAAUAGACGUUGGUUUCUGGAUACUUGGCGUACUGGCAUACAACUGGCUGGUUGGAGUUGAGGGGAUGGAUCCUCGCCUUUAGUGUGCGAGCAUGAGUUACGACGAUAGCAGAUUCUCUGUUAACAUGACCUUUCGAUAUCUAUUUCAAUGGACAAAAUUAAGAGUUUCGUUAG